Stereum hirsutum FP-91666 SS1 is the source of this 447-nucleotide messenger RNA. RefSeq lists its product as uncharacterized. The transcript is spliced from 3 exons. The record is from RefSeq and is a predicted model, not a curated record. Bases 1 to 447 code for a protein of 148 amino acids. NCBI's taxonomy places the organism in Eukaryota, Fungi, Basidiomycota, Agaricomycetes, Russulales, Stereaceae.
AUGUCUAACUCAGAGGAGAUCAUUGAGAGCUCUGGGUUGGUGAUGCCUCAGGGCGACUUCGCGAGUGAGCUUGGUCGCGAACUUUAUCGAAAAUUAUUCUCUUUUCCUCCUGGUGAUCCCCGCGCAGACGAAUGGAUAAAGGGUUUGACGAAGGCUGAGCGUACUGCGUUUAUUGCCGAGGUAGAUCGAGAACUAAAGGAAGCUGAAGAGGAGAAUGCAACAUCCGUACCCCGGCGAUACUGGUCGUACACGAAAAACGUAUGUGGUUUUGAUAUGGACGCUGCGGCAUGGGAAUAUGGGGUCAUGGAUGGAAAUUGGGACGAAGUACGGAUGCGCCGAGCGCAGGAGAGACAAGCAGAGGUUUUUCAGACCGCGACGCAGGGCGGGCCCAGUGGAGCUGUACGAGAUUUGAAGGUUCUGCAGGCCCGAGCUUCCAAGGGACGUUAG